Corythoichthys intestinalis (scribbled pipefish) is the source of this 7755-nucleotide messenger RNA. It is a transcript of the gene macir, whose product is annotated as macrophage immunometabolism regulator. Bases 245 to 886 code for a protein of 213 amino acids. The transcript is spliced from 2 exons. Lineage: Eukaryota; Metazoa; Chordata; Actinopteri; Syngnathiformes; Syngnathidae. The record is from RefSeq and is a predicted model, not a curated record. Gene Ontology annotation, biological process: negative regulation of fibroblast migration; negative regulation of cytokine production involved in inflammatory response.
UACCCUUUUAAAAAGUCUGCAGACUAAUGCAAAAUAAUCGUUAAGGACAGCCCUAAUCUUGUCGCACAAUAUUAGCGGAAACGCAGGACUCCCAGAAUCCACUUGAUCACGUUUGGAGCUUUGUUGUGAUGAAUCCAAACAGGAAGUGCUUCUUUUGUUGCGGGUGACUGCGGGAGCGAAGGCCAGGGAGGGAGAGGCUGAGGCUGCAUUCAACUUGCUACUGCCAAACAGUACGCCUGUAAAGAUGGAAGUGGAUCUCAGUGGAGUGUCGAGGGCUCACGUUUCCAUUCUACCUGCAGCUGAGAUCAAAGCUACGUUGAAAGCGGAGGCGGAACGACCUCGUUGCGCCAGCACGCCUUGCUCCCCCAUCAGAGGUACUGUAGCAGGAUACCAAAUCCUCCACAUGGACUCAAACUAUCUAGUGGGCUUCACAACUGGCGAGGAGUUGCUCAAAUUGGCCCACAAAUGGUCGGAAAACUCCCCGGAGAAGAGCGCUCUCUCAGAGGCUGUGCCCAGCCCCGUUCAGACCGGUGCCUCCAAAUCCUUAGACCUGGGCAUCCACCGGUCUUCGAGAAUCUUUAAAGCCAAAAAUCGCUACUACCAGCCUUACGACAUUCCUGCUGCUAACGGUCGGAGAAGGCGGCGCAUGCCCAGCUCGAGCGACACCUUCCUCAGGUCAAUGUCUUCAGGGGAACACGGCAGGGGCGUGCAUGCGCCGCUCCCCUUGUGUCGUCUUAAAGGCAAGAGGACCCAGUCCAAGUCUUUGGACUACCUUAACCUCGACAAAAUCGCUAUCAAGGAUUCAUCAGACACGGAGGUGUUACAAUACCAACUGCAGCAUCUCACCCUGCGUGGAGAGCGCGUAUUUAGUAGAAACAAAACUUAAAAGCUCAGAAGAAGACAUAUUUUGGGCGUCUUUCACAGCAGUGGGUGGGAUUUGGGUGCUAUUUCCAGCUUGGUUUUGGCGCACUCAGAUUAGAAGCGGUUCUUUCACAAGACGGCCUGAUAAUCGAGCUCUGUUAUUACCUGGGAUUAAGCCCUGCACUGAACACAUAACAUUGAAGAGAACCCUUUUUAGUACUCACACUGUAUUGAGAUUGUGGAGGUCAAAAUGUGAACGAUAUCUUAGCAAUAACCGAUUUCCCGACUUUAUUUAUUAUAGCCGAAACAUGCACAUAUCACAUUGUAUCGGCUUUAAAUUACAAUCAUGCUGGUUUAACUGCCUAAUGUGAUCUUUAAAAGAUGUGAUGUUCCUUUGAGUGUGACUCUGGAUACAACUGUCAAAUUAACACGAUCACGUACUUGUAUUCUAUUUGAGAUUCAUUGUUUAUUUAAUAGUAUCUUUUAAUAUUUGUGUUAUUAAAAUCACUUCCCUGAUGAUACGCUUUGGGAAAAGUACUUUCAUUCAGCCUAUGGGUGGGAACAUCUGAGUACUUACCUCACGAUAUGAUUCAAUACGAGUUGCAAAACAGUCCCUAAAAAAAGUCUUGCCGCUUAUCCGUUUUGUAGAAACAAUUGCUAAUAACUAGGGUUGUUCCGAUCAUGUUUUUUUGCUCUUGAUCCGAUCGUUUUAGUUUUGAGUAUCUGCCGAUCCCGAUAUUUCCCGAUCCAAUUGCGAUUUUGUUUUUUUGUUUUUUUUGCUCCCGAUUUAAUUCCAAUCAUUCCCGAUAAUUUUUCCCAAUCAUAUACAUUUUGGCAAUGCAUUAAGAAAAAAAAAUUAAUAAAACUCGGACGAAUAUAUACAUUCAACAUACAGUACAUAAAUACUGUAUUUGUUUAUCAUGACAACAAAUCCUCAAGAUGGCAUUUACAUUAUUAACAUUCUUUCUGUGAGAGGGAUCCACGGAUAGAAAGACUUGUAAUUCUUAAAGAAUAAAUGUGACUUUGUAUAUUGUGACUAAAUAUUGCCAUCUAGUGUUUUUGUUGAGCUUUCAGUAAAUGAUACUGUAGCCAUUUAACUGUUCUGCCGAAAUGCAUGAUGGGAAGUGCAACCAUGACUGUGCGUAGUGGUACCAAUUGAUAUAUCUUCUCUGCGUUGGAAAUAAAUAGGGUGUUAAGAAAACAUCAAUUACUACCUUUCUUCCCCGCAUUGCUUCCCACGAUAUUUCUAAUUGUAGGGAGAGGGAUUGUAAGGCUUUAGCCAAUUAAAAAAAGGCUCCAAAGGCUGUCAAAAUUCACUCUCCUCAUUUUAUGCUGCCUUUUAGUUCUAUAUAUAGGUAAAAUGGCGCCAUUACAGAUUGAAAGCGACAAAGCGUGAGUGGGUCGUGCAGCGCAUGCGUUAAUUGCGUUCAAUAUUUUAACGCGAUAAUUUUUUUUUUAAAUUAAUUACCGCUGUUAACGGGAUAAAUUUGAUAACCCUAUCUUAAGCCUAAACUAAAGACUCUGGAUGAGUGUAACAUAUUAUGUCUGUAACGUUAAAUACAAUUAGAAAACGAUUUAAUUAAAAAAUAUAUAUAUUAAAAAAAGGCAUGUCCGAUAUUUUUUUGCCGAUUCCGAUAGUUUGAAAAUGACGUGAUCGGACCCGAUCGAUCGGCAACAUCUCUACUAAUAACCUGACUUUUAAUUAUUCAGUUGGUUUCAGAAAUGGCUCAUAUGAAAGUUAAGACCCUCCCAAAUGAUGUUAAAUGUACAAAAAUAUAUUGUUUUCACUGAAAAAAGAUUGAUCAUUCAAUGAAGACAUAAAAGUCCAAUUUUGGCAAGACAAAAGUUUUGUCGCCUACAGAAAGUAGUGUGAAAAUUGAACAAAAAAUGUACUCAAAUACAAAAAUAUGUUACAUAACAUAAGCGAAUUAAGUAGUGGUGGUGUGAGAUCCAAAUUUAAUAUUUUGUAUGACUUCCAUGGGCUUGAAGGACUGCAUCCGUGCGGUUCGGCAAGGAUUCAUACAAUUUAUUGAUGAAGUCAUCAGGAACAUCAAAGAAAGCAGCCUUGCAUGCCUCCCGAGUUCAUCAACAUCCUUGGGUUUCGUCUUCCAUGCUUCCUCUUUCAUCCUGUUCAUGUCUGGUGACUGGGCUGGCCAGUCCUGGGGGAUCUUGAUCUUCUUUGCUAGAGGUGGGAAUCUGUGGGCACCUAACGAUUUGAUUACGAUUUCAUAGGCUACGAUUCGAUUAUAAAUCGAUUAUUGAUGACACCCACCUCCCCCCGCUAUUAGCUGCUUUUAAUGUUUUGUACAUUAGUUCCAAAAACUGUUUUAAAAAAAAAAAAAAAAAAAAAAAAAAAAAAAGCCUGGCAGGCUUAAAUAAACGACUAUUUCAGUAUCAAGUUAACAGUUAAAAACAAUAAAUAAUAUACUCAAAUCCCCAUUCUGUAUCCGCAGCUUUAAACUACAUUCAAUUAAUUUAAUGUUGUGAAUCAACCGUUAAAGUUGUUAAAAUUGCUCCCGUUAUUCCAUAAUUUCCCUUUUGUCUACUUUCGAAUUGUGGGAGUUUUAAAACUAUCUUAAAGAUAGAUUCAAGUCAAUAUUUUACCGAUUUAGGAGUAUUUUAGAUAAAAAGUUAAUUAGGUUCGCUUGGAAGGUUCGCUACAACAGCCUUGCAGGGAAGUCUACUGCUUUAAGAUGGCGGCCGUUUAAUAACGCCCGGAAAUAGCUUUCUCUACAUGUGCUGCUAACGCCACUGAGUCUAUUUUGCAUCUAGUCCUAUAUAAGUAUGAUAUCUACCGUACCGUUAUGUGGAGCUGUCGGCAGCAGUCAGGUAUGUUGUUUUUUUAUCUCGCGGCAUGAGUUGAGCUAGAGCCGUGAGUUGAGCAUUGGCAUUACCCGAGGGGCUGGGUAAUGACAAGCAUGAUGUUUAGCUACUCUCGCUCCGUUCCUCAUUGCGUCCCGAAGACCGCGCGGCGCGCUGAGUGUGUUUUACUUCCGCUUUACCUGGUAUAAUUCAAUAAUCGGAAUUUGGAUGUUUGUGAAUCGUUCUCGAAUCUUCCACGGCCGAAUCGCGAAUAACUUAAGAAUCGGAAAUUUCGCACACCUCUAUUCUUUGCCUUGAGGAACUUUGAGGUAGAGAUUGAAGUAUGUGAUGGAGCACCAUCCUGCUGCAGAAUUUGUCCCUUUUUAUGGUUAGGAAUGUAAGAGGCAGCUAAGAUUUGUUGAUAUUUCAGACUAUUUAUGUUGCCUUCCACCCUGCAGAUCUUUCGCACACCCCCAUACUGGAUGUAACCCCAGACCAUGAUUUUGCCACCACCAAACUUCACUGUUUUCUUAGUGAAUCUCGGAUCCAUACGGGCUUUAGUAGGUCUCUUGCAAUAUUUGCGGCGACUGUCGUGCAAUUCAAUGGAAGAUUCUUUUGAAAAAUCCACCUUUUGCCACAAAACAGUGAAGUUUGGUGGCAACAAACUCAUGGUCUGGGGUUACAUCCAGUAUGGGGGUGUGCAAAAGAUGCUAAGAUGAAGGUGCAAAAGAAGUAGCGGAGUGUGAACCCUAAACCCUAACCCUAACACAAAAAAACGGCCCGCACAGGUCAGCCCGUGAAUAAAAACUCACCAUUUUGAUAUGUGCAAAUUUUAGUGAGUUUUCAAGCAUGUUCAGAACUUCAAAUUGGCCAUUUUCAUUUGCCCUGAAGAAGCCCUAAACCCUAACCCUAAUCCCCAAAUAAGCCCGACUUUGGUACUCUGCCCAGGUCAGGCCCGUGAAUGAAAACUCACCAUUUUGAUAACUUAACAUCUCAUAUGUCUCAUGAAGAGUCUCACCAAUUUUUAGGAGGAUCCAACUAACUGCCUCGGCGCAAUGGUCUCAAACGUGCACCCUGGUUUUCGACAAAAAUGGCAUGUCUUUCAAUAUUCAAUCCUAAAUACCCGAUUUUCUGUUGGGUUUGGAAUAUGGGUGCAAGAGACUUUUUGAAGCAUUUUGGCCCAAGGUAUCCCCUCUCGAAAUUUCAUCGCUCUACGUUGAAAAAACCUUUUUUUAAAAAUUCCAGGGGGCGCCACUGAGCCAUUUUUUGACAUUUUUUCACAACAUUGCCAAAUUAUUGAAAUUUUCGCGACUCGCAUGUUUGUACAAAUUUUGGUAAGUUUUUGAGCAUGUUAAGACCUCCAAAUGGGCCAUUUUCAUUUGCCAUGAAGAAAGAAUAAUAAUAAUCCUUUGCAGAACAAUAGGGCCUUCGCACCAUGUUGGUGCUCGGGUCCUAAUUAAAAGUCAGGUUAUUAGCAAUUGUUUCUGCAAAAUGGAUAAGAGACAAGACUUUUGUCAGGGACUGUAGAACGAUAAUGAUUUUCUCACGGUGUGUCGAUACAUGGUUCCGAAAACAUUCUACGAUAUUCUAAUAUACAAGUAAUAAACAGAAAACUUUGGCCCAAAACGGUAAACAAUUUGUUUUUGAGUGUGUCUGUGUUUACAACUUUCAGAAAAUAUGUUUUCAAUCCCUGAUCACACUGCAGUCUGUUAGCACCAACACACUAUGCUGCUUUAUUUAAUAUUAGUGAGCCAUGGGGACAUGUACUGUCCUAGAGAAAUAUUUGUACACCUUUUGAUCAUUUGUUUUCAGCAUACAGUAGUAUGAAAAAGUAAUUGAACCUUUUGGAAUUUCUCACAUUUCUGCAUAAAAUCACCAUCAAAUGUGAUCUGAUCUUUGUCAAAAUAACACAAAUGAAAAAAACGAUGCUUUAACUAAAACCACCCAAACAUUUAUAGGUUUUCAUAUUUUAAUGAGGAAAGCAAGCAAACAAUAAAAUAAGGGGGGAAAAUAAGUAAGUUAACCCUCUGCCUAAGGAGACUUAAAGAGCAAUUGAAACCAAUGUUUACCAAACAAUUUACGUCAGGUGUGUGCCCAAUCACUGAUGUGUGGUUUAAAGCUGCCCUGCCCACUAUAAAACUCACACCUGGUAAGAAUUGUCUUGAUGAGAAGCAUUGUCUGAUGUGUUUUAUGGCUCGGUCAAAAGAGCUGUCAGAAGACCUGCGAUCGAGGAUUGUUGAUUUGUAUAAAGCUGGGAAAGGACACAAAAUCAUCUCUCAAAGUCUGGAUGUUCAACAAAUCGAGAGUCAGAGAAUUUGUCUAAAAAUGGGGAGAGUUUGGCAGUGUUGCUUCUGUCCCAAGGAGUGGCUGUCCACCAAAGAUGACGCCAAGAGUUCAGCACAGAACACUCAGAAAGGUAAGAAAAGAACUCUAGUGUGUCUGCUAAAGACUUACAGGAAACACUGGCACAGUCCAUUCAUUAUAUUAUCUCUGUGCACACAUCAACUAUAUGUAAAACAUUGGCCAAGAAUAAUGUUCACUGGAGGACUCCACAGAGGAAGCCACUUCUGUCUUGCUUAAUAUUUGCAAAAAGGAACUUGAGCACUCCACAGAGGUUUUGGCAAAAUAUUUUGUGGACUGAUGAAACCAAAGUUGAAUUGUUUGGGAGUAAUACGUGAAGCAUGGUGGAGGGAGCAUCAUGAUUUGGGGCUGUUUUGCUUUCUUGGGGCCUGGACAACUUGCAAAUAUCAAAGGAAGAAUGAAUUCAAAAGUUUAUUAGGAUGUUUUGCAGGAAAACCUGAGGCCAUCCGUCAGACAGUUAAAGCUAAAAAGAGGAUGGAUGCUGCAACAAGACAAUGAUCCAAAUACAGAAGUAAAUCAACUUCAGAAUGGUUUCAGAAGAACAAAAUACAUGUUCUGGAGUGGCCAAAUCAAAGUCCAGACUUGAAACCCAUUGAGAUGCUGUGGCAUGACCUCAAGACAGCGAUUCAUGCCAAGCAUCCCAGGAAUCUGACUGAACUACAGCAGUCUUGUAGAGAAGAAUGGGCCAAAAUUAAUCCUGAUCGAUGUUCAGACUGAUCUGCAGCUACAGGAAGCAUCUGGUUGUUAAUGCUGCCAAAGGGGCGGGCCACAAAAUUUUAAAUGUGAUGGUUCACUGACUUUAUUUUUCCCCCUUCUGUCAUUGUUUGCAUACUAUCCUCAUUAAAAAUAUGAAAAGCUAUAAAUGUUUGGGUGGUUUUAGUUCAAGCAGACACUGUUUAUUCAUCUGUGUGAUUUUGACAAUGAUCAGAUCCCAUUUGAUGGUGAUUUUAUGCAGAAAUGCGAGACAUUCCAAAAUGUUCAAAUACUUUUUCAUACCACUGUAUUUUGUUGUGUUAAUUUCAAAUCAAACAGCCAAUUAUUUCGUCACAUAAAAUAUCUCAGUGUGGGAUAUGAUAUGCAAUAGACCAUACAGUAGUCCUUUAUUUACAAGUCAUGGAUAUUUGUUAACACAUUCAAAGGGUGUACAAACCUAACUGUUAUGUCGUUGUAUAUAAGCUCACCUUUACACACAAACCUUUGUUUCUACCACUGUCACACAUGUACUGUCCACUUGAUGUUAACCAAUGACUGUUACAGUACUUAUUAAAGCUUACUACAAUCUAAGAUGGCAGGGAAGCUUGUACUCAUGUGUUUUGACCUAACGGUAACAACUGAAAACUUAUUUAAAUUAUUUAUUAGAUCACUUAUUUAUUAACUUGUUGUAAAACCCUACAAAUCAACUAUUCACCUGAGGUGUCUGUUCACACCAGAGGUUGCGCUAGACAUUUUCGUUGUCUGUCAUUUUGACUGACAGGGUCAUAAAAAUCCGGUCAUUGUCUAUUUUUACCCGUCACUUCAAUUUUUAAAAUGAUAAUGAUGACAUAUUCAAUAGUAUUUAGUUUUCAUUCAUUUUUAAUUAAUAUUGUAACGCUUGCUUGGCGGCGAAAAAUUAGACACGGAAGUUGUAUUUUUCUCCCUCUUUUUACUCUGCUUACCGCCAACAACACCAACAAAACAACUCCACUCCCAAAGAAAAAGAGGCAACUAUAUAGACCCCAAUCACCAACGUCA